This is a messenger RNA of Paraglomus occultum, 936 nucleotides long. Lineage: Eukaryota; Fungi; Glomeromycota; Glomeromycetes; Paraglomerales; Paraglomeraceae. The record is from the annotation of a GenBank genome assembly.
AUGUCAGAUGCUUAUCCAGAAUAUAUCGAAGAAUUUAGUAUUGAGAUAGCUGAUUACAAUCCAAUUGGUCCAACAGGCCGUAUGCCUUUACCAGAAACAAUACCAAAACGUAAUAAUGGAGCAUUACAUCCAGUUAAAGUUCAUCCAGAAAGAAAUCCACAUCAGCUAUAUGCAAAAUAUGUAGGGGAACUAAAUAUGGAGGAUAUCCCCAUUCCAGUACCAGUUUCUACACCAGUUUAUCAAAAAUUUGAAGAGAAUAACCCAGAAAUUAGCUUAUGUGUCUAUGAAUGGCACAAUCAAAAUAAAUGUCUUAACUUUCGUUAUCUCUCAGAAAGAAGAGAUAUGGAAUUCAAACAAGUAAAUCUUUUAGUAAUAACAGAGGAGGAUAGAAGCCAUUACUGUAUAAUCAAAGAUUUACACAAACUAGUAUAUAAUCAUAGUAAACAUAAAGGAAGAAAAUACCUUUGCCAAUAUUGUCUUCAUGUAUAUUCAGAUGAAAAAAGAUUUAACAAGCAUAAAGCAGAUACAAAAAAAUGUUUAGGAGUAAAUAACGCCCCCCAGUUACCAAAAGUUCCUACAGUAGAAGAAUGUAUAAAAAUAUUUAAUAAUCAUAAAUGCAUGCAACCAAAUCCAUAUCGUAUAUUUUGGGAUCUUGAAUGUUUAACAGAACAGUUAACUCCAGAAGAGAAUGCGCAAUUAACACGUACUGAAAAACUCCAAAGGCAUAGACCUUGUGGCUUUUCUUAUGUAGUGGUGCGAAUGGAUAGUUUUGGUAAGUAUGAAAUAACGAGCCAUUAUUUGUAUAGAGGACCAAAUGCUUUAGAAAAAUUUGUCGACAAGCUUGAAGAAGAGCUUGCAGAAAUUCAAGCCGAUUUAUCAUCACCUGCAGAAAUAAUUAUGGAACCAGGAGACCAGCAGCAAUUUCCAUGCAAUUAA